Brassica rapa (field mustard) is the source of this 2256-nucleotide messenger RNA. RefSeq names its product serine/threonine-protein phosphatase PP1 isozyme 2. Lineage: Eukaryota; Viridiplantae; Streptophyta; Magnoliopsida; Brassicales; Brassicaceae. Gene Ontology annotation, cellular component: nucleus; cytoplasm. Gene Ontology annotation, molecular function: protein serine/threonine phosphatase activity. The record is from RefSeq and is a predicted model, not a curated record.
AAACAAGAUCAUAAUUUACACAUAAGGCCCAAAAGAUAGACAAUACUAACAUAGAAAAUGAGGCACAACUAAAAGUGAACAGUUGGCCCAGACACAAAAAGAAAAGAGAGGCCCACAACGAAAGGCCCAAAGGUUUGAAGGCAACAACAGCCUUAUCGGGGAAGACGACACGAGAGCAACUCAACACACGUGUAGGGCACAAGGUGGAAGAUGAACACGUGCCUGAUGAGUCCCCCUGUCAAUCAAUCAACCGUUUCAACGCCGACGACGAGGUCUUCAUCGGAGCUCCGACACCGGAAAACAAACAUGUCAAUCCGAUGAGAGGAGAAAGCUCAACGAAGAGCAAUCGUAAUGAAAAGGACAAAGCCGACGGAAGAACAGACCAACGCUUCAAUAAAGAUAGGAUCAAUAGCCUCAAUCGAUCUAGAGAAUCAGAUUCACCUUGACAUGAAACCCAGACAUCUUUUAAGAUCAGUAGAAGCGCGAAGAUGCAACUGCCUAUCUGAGGGGAGGAGAGAACAAUCCGAGUGUCAGAUCGAGAGUCAGUCUAAUCCAGAGAAAGCGAAAAGAAGCGGAGGUCAAGCAGGAGAACAAAACGAGGUACCAGAAAAGAACUGGGACCAAACUUGCCCACGACACCGUCAAAAGACGAUGAGAAGCAAGAAGAAAAGCCGGCGAAGACGGUGUUGAGUGAACCACCGCUUCCCAGAGUCAAAAGCCCGAACCAUCGGGAGUCAUAGACCGGACUAGAUCCGGUGAAAGCUUCGUCUCAUCUCAUCUCUGUGAAAGAUGGAUAGAGAGAGAACAGAGAGGAGAGAGACCGAAGCUAUUGUGUCACGUUUUGGGGGAGAUGAUUUCUAACAUUAUGCAGACAGAGAGAGAGAGUUGCAUUAUGCUAUUAUUAUUUCUGGAGAAUAAUUUUAAUUUAAUUUAAAAUCAAACAAACAAACGAAGAGAACAGAACAUUUGGCGAAACAAAGGAGAAAACUUUAUUGGUGACAUAUUGUCCGAAAGAAUCAAACUUUUUUUUUUUUGGUAGAUACACAAAUCAUUGAUUGGUGUUUGGUAGUUUCGAUCGCGGGGGGUCUGCUUUGGGAAUGGCGCAGCAAGGGGGAAGCUUGGACCCUGCCGUUCUAGACGACAUCAUUCGUCGUCUGUUGGAUUACAGAAACCCAAAGCCUGGAACCAAACAGGUCAUGCUCAACGAGUCUGAGAUCCGACAGCUUUGCAUCGUCUCCAAAGAGAUUUUCCUUCAACAGCCUAACCUCCUUGAGCUCGAAGCUCCCAUCAAGAUCUGCGGUGAUAUUCAUGGACAGUACUCAGAUCUAUUGAGGCUAUUUGAAUACGGAGGCUUCCCUCCUGCAGCUAACUAUCUAUUCUUAGGAGACUACGUUGACCGUGGGAAGCAGAGCUUGGAAACCAUCUGUCUUCUCCUCGCCUACAAAAUCAAAUACCCCGAGAACUUCUUUCUCCUAAGAGGAAACCACGAGUGUGCUUCCAUCAACAGAAUCUACGGAUUCUACGACGAAUGCAAACGUAGGUUCAGCGUCAGACUCUGGAAAGUGUUUACAGAUUCUUUUAACUGCCUCCCCGUGGCUGCUGUAAUAGACGAUAAGAUACUGUGCAUGCACGGUGGUCUUUCUCCCGAUUUGACCAGCGUGGAACAGAUUAAGAACAUUAAGCGACCUACAGAUGUUCCGGACUCUGGUCUGCUUUGUGAUUUGCUUUGGUCUGAUCCGAGUAAAGAUGUUAAAGGCUGGGGGAUGAAUGACCGUGGAGUGUCUUACACGUUUGGAGCUGAUAAGGUUGCUGAGUUUCUGAUAAAGAAUGAUAUGGAUCUCAUCUGUCGUGCUCACCAGGUUGUAGAGGAUGGUUAUGAGUUCUUUGCUGAUAGACAGCUUGUGACUAUAUUCUCAGCGCCUAACUACUGUGGUGAAUUCGACAAUGCGGGUGCGAUGAUGAGUGUUGAUGAGAGUUUGAUGUGCUCUUUCCAAAUACUGAAGCCUGCUGAUCGGAGGCCACGGUUCUUAUGAAUGUAAAGAGUUUGAACCCUCUGGGGGAGAGAGAGAGAAACCUUUGAUGCUCCCUGAGGCAAUGUCCUGAGAGGCCUUAAAUUUUACAUGUUAUUAUAUCAUCAUUUUACUUGAACACUUGCCAUUUAUUUUUCUCAAAACUGUAUGUUCUUAUCAUCUUCUUCUCUGACUCUCAUAUUAGACAGUAAAAAAAGUCUGCAAAGUUUUUUUUUUCUUUGGUCAA